GCCUUUGAUCAAGAUAUCAAGACCUCACUAACCAAAUAAACAUCACCAAAAACCCACGUUCAUUAUUGUUCCUCAAAAAGGAAAGUUAAAUCCACAAAGUACAUUUCACACACUACUCUUCCUCCUAACCCACCACCAUAAUUCAUCCACAAAUAAAUAUAGAAACCACCCAUUUGUUCACCAGUUUCUUCUCCAUGUAGGAUCUAAAAGAGGAAGGAAACAAUCCAUUUCAUUAUAUUAUAAAUUCUUAACAAAACUAAAAUUAGCUAAAUGCCUGCAUGACUGCAUCAUUUCAUCAUCCACUAACACUUCUCUUUCUUUUGUCUCUUCUUUUUUAGAGGAUAAAUUAAGGUAAAGAAGGGAUAUGGCUCGUGAGAAGAUUCAAAUAAAGAAGAUUGAAAACUCAACGGCGAGACAAGUGACUUUUUCAAAGAGAAGAAGAGGAUUAAUCAAAAAGGCUGAAGAACUUUCAGUUUUGUGUGAUGCUGAUGUUGCUCUCAUCAUUUUCUCUUCUACUGGGAAACUCUUUGAAUACUCCAACUUAAGCAUGAGGGAAAUACUUGAAAGGCAUCAUUUGCACUCAAAGAACCUGGCAAAGCUGGAAGAACCGUCUCUCGAGUUGCAGCUAGUUGAAAACAGCAACUGUUCUAGAUUGAGCAUGGAAGUUUCUAAGAAGAGUCAUCAACUAAGGCAGAUGAGGGGAGAAGAUCUUGAAGGUUUGAAUGUGGAAGAAUUACAACAAUUGGAGAGGUCACUUGAAAUUGGGUUGGGCCGUGUAAUAGAAAACAAGGGAGAGAAGAUCAUGAUGGAGAUCAAUGAUCUCCAAAGAAAGGGAAGGCAAUUGAUGGAAGAGAACGACCGACUAAAGCAUCAUGUUGCGGGCAUCAUUAACGACAGAAUGGUUGGAGGUGAUGAAUCUGAGAAUGAGAAUGUGGUUAAUGAAGGUCAAUCCUCAGAAUCUGUCACCAACGUUUACAAUUCCAUUGGUCCUCCCCAAGAUUAUGAGAGUUCGGAUACAUCGCUCAAGUUGGGACUACCAUAUGCCGGCUGAAGGAAUGUUUGUGUGCGAGGGAUUAACCUUAGAGGCUUGAGAUUAACAAGGAUUAUAUGAUUGGCUAAAUUUCCCAAAUGAUUGCGAUUUUAAGAGUAAAUAUGUACGUAUAGUAAUUGAGCAACAUGACUUCAUGGGGUACUCUAUAUUAUCUCAUUUCGAAAUUGUUAACGUGAAAUAGAUUAAUUUCCA
Molecule: messenger RNA, 1243 nt
Organism: Medicago truncatula (barrel medic)
Lineage: Eukaryota; Viridiplantae; Streptophyta; Magnoliopsida; Fabales; Fabaceae
Product: MADS-box protein JOINTLESS
Exons: 8
Coding region: 365-1051 (228 amino acids)
Biological process (GO): positive regulation of transcription by RNA polymerase II
Cellular component (GO): nucleus
Molecular function (GO): DNA-binding transcription factor activity; RNA polymerase II transcription regulatory region sequence-specific DNA binding; protein dimerization activity
Source: RefSeq, a predicted model, not a curated record